AUGAUUCCCAAGCUCGCUAGCAGCCUCCCGCUGCUGACCGUCUUAUCGCACACCUCGCCCGAAGUUCACAGCGACCCCUGCCUCCAGACGUCCUACCUGGGUACCUAUGGCUCUCACAGUGUCUUUAUGCCGCGUAUGGACUGCUACACCAAGCGCGGGCUGACUUCCCUACUUGGCAAGUUCGACGCAUCGACUCCCUCGCCGAAUGACGGCGAUGCGCUCGUGUGGGUCGAGGAGGCGGCUAUCGACUACGACCUGCUGAGCGGACCAUGGCCUUCGGUAUUAGGCGUCACCGCAUACUUGGAACUUCUGGAUGUUCCGUCUGGCGAGAUCCAAUACAAGUCGGACUCUGCGCAGGAGGCACUCGCGCUCCCAGCCAGCUACAAGCUCCUCCACCAGACCGAGCGCACCGCGCUCCUUGCACUGCCCCAACAGCUUGCUUACCAACUUUCGGAUGUCCUUCCCCCAACGUGGAAGCUAUACGCCCUUCCCUCCGAACCGCUCGAGUUUGCGCCCUCGUCGCUUGCACCUGCAUCAGAAGAGUUGUUGGGCCCUGUUCGCGCGGCACUUAGCAACCUCAAGUUCAACCCGGACGUGGCGCGCUUAGUCGAGAGCAUUGAUGUGCAAAAGAUGCGCUCGGACGUCCGUUGGCUGUCGGGAGAGGACCCCGAGAGUCCUAUCGUCUCGCGCCACUCGUUCUCCGAGGGCUCUCGCCAAGCCGCCGACUGGCUGAAGGACGAGAUCGAGAGCACUGGCGCAACCUGCGAGUUGCGUCCCUUCCUGAUCGGCUUUGCUCCUAAUGUCAUUUGCCGUUACCCGUCCACCGUCAACACAACUGGCACAGUGCUCAUCAGCGGCCACUACGACAGUCGCGGCACCUUCGGGAGCCCUCGUGCUCCUGGUGCUGAUGACGACGGCUCCGGUACUACUGGCGUGCUCAACAUUGCACGCACAAUUGGCAAGACUGGCGUCACUUUCAGGUCGAAUGUCGAGAUCGUGGCAUUUGCCGGUGAGGAGCAAGGUCUCUAUGGCUCUCGUUACUACUCGAAGGAUCUCAAGGAGGAGAGCAAGAACCUCACGCUCAUGAUCCAAGCAGACAUGACUGCGUAUCAUGUCCCCGGAGAACCUAUGCAACUCGGUCUCCCAGAAACUAUUGGCACACCUGAGGUCACUCAGCUGGUGGCCAACAUCACAGGAUUGUACGCAUCCGAGCUCAAGAUUGGAUACUCUUCGGCUUGCUGCAGCGAUCACCAGUCGUUCUGGUCGCAAGGCUUCCCGGCCACGCAAGUCUUUGAACGUGCGGGUCCCAUCGCUGACCCCAUGUAUCACAACAGCGGUGAUCUGAGCGAGCGUGUCGGCUACGACAUCGAGCAAGCACGGUCGAUUGCUAAAGUCCAGUUCGCGACUAUCCUGCAUACUGCCGGCUUCGACCUCCCCUGA
This is a messenger RNA of Peniophora sp. CBMAI 1063, 1440 nucleotides long. The record is from the annotation of a GenBank genome assembly. NCBI's taxonomy places the organism in Eukaryota, Fungi, Basidiomycota, Agaricomycetes, Russulales, Peniophoraceae.